AUGUCUAAACGACAUUACGAAGAUGGAGAUCCAGCACCCCGUCCCUCGAAACGUGGGCGCCAACCCAAUAUAAUAUCUUCUCUCUCGGAUGAAUUACUACUCCACAUAUUAUCCUUCUUACCCAUCCCGUCUUUGAUAGUCUGUCAACGGUUGUCAUGCCGGUUCAAGGCGCUUGCAGAAGACUCAGAAAUCUGGAAGCGACAUUAUUACCACCGUUGGAUUCGACCUCGAUUAGCAAACGUGAGGCGUACCGUUAUCUCCCAUCCAGAGGUCAGAUAUUCUCCCAAGGUGUCAACAUGGCUGGAUCAUGGUCACUUGGCAGAUGAAGGAAGGACUAUGAAUUGGAAGGGCCAAUAUCGUCUUAGGCACAAUUGGUCUAAAGGAAUCUGUCGUGUCUCCGAAGUCGAGUUCUCUCACCCAUUUGGUCGAUCGGCGUUGGUCGCUUUUUGUGCUGGCAUUAUUUUCACAGUCGACCGGGACUACUGGCUCCGAGCUCAGUCUACCAAAAUUCCCGCGUACUACCUCGCAGAGAUCUCUUUAGCAAAACCUCGAACGCCUCUAGUUGCCUUGCCCACAGCGCUGACGGCAAUGGUCGGUUCUCGCCCGAAUACAAUCGAGGUUGUUGUUGGAUUCGAAAACGGUCACUUCGGGAUAUAUAACCUGGACAUGGCUACAUCAGCACUGGACUUCCACACCACUUGCGCUGGAUCGACAAGCGGCAGCAUUACUGCAAUAGCCUCGCUUUACCCCUACAUCCUCUUGGCAUCUGACCAUAAAGCUCUGUCACUUUUCAAAAUCACGACCGGUUCCGAUGAGCGUAGCCGCUCGCUGCCCAAGGAACCGGCUUUAUUAUCAUGUCUCAAGGCAGACAGCAUCUUAGAGCCGCUGUCAAUCUCGAUUCGUUCGGUAGGCUCUGAUAUUAUAUCUUCCAUAGUGUACAGCUUUUACCAUGUUGGCUGCGGCUGGUCUUUGGGGAUUCAAGAACUUCAUUUCAGCCUGAGUGAAUUACAGCAGAAGUGCUCGCGGCUCACAACAACCGUGGAUUCUCAGUAUGGAGUUUGUCCGCCACUUGGUCAGAUCUACUCAAGGAUCGACAUGCCGUGCACGUGGGAUGCGACAAAUAUCAAGAGCAUGAGGCCAGCUGAACCCGCGAUACAUCAUCAGGAAACUCCGACUUCCGUCUCUUACUCACACCCUUAUUUGAUAACGUCCCACACGGACAAUACUUUAACCGUGUACCUUGUUGUCUCCACGUCCGCGGGCUUGUAUGUCAAAGGUGCACAGCGACUCUGGGGUCAUACGUCUUCAGUAUCAGCCGUGCAAGUGAGUGAUCGUGGCAGGGCGGUAUCGGUAAGCUCCCGGGGAGAUGAGGUAAGAGUGUGGGAACUCGAAACCCUAGUCUCAGCUUUCGGGAAGCAACGAGCGCGGAGACAUGGAAAUAGUAUUCGAGUUAGUCCUGAAAAUAGGCAGAGUGAUGUCAGUGAACAGAGGUCGAGUUCUCCGACAAAAGCCAAUGCUCUGCUACAAACCACAGGAGUUCCGCACCACCUGCCUGAAAUAAGUGGUUGUAUUGGAUUUGAUGAUCAAUGUGUCCUCCUACUGCGUGGUAAGGGAAUUGACGUGCACAUGCUGGAAUGUUAUGACUUCACGUGA
Molecule: messenger RNA, 1653 nt
Organism: Aspergillus uvarum CBS 121591
Lineage: Eukaryota; Fungi; Ascomycota; Eurotiomycetes; Eurotiales; Aspergillaceae
Product: WD domain protein
Exons: 2
Coding region: 1-1653 (550 amino acids)
Molecular function (GO): protein binding
Source: RefSeq, a predicted model, not a curated record